Molecule: messenger RNA, 2019 nt
Organism: Manacus vitellinus (golden-collared manakin)
Lineage: Eukaryota; Metazoa; Chordata; Aves; Passeriformes; Pipridae
Product: protein FAM83D-B
Biological process (GO): protein localization to mitotic spindle; positive regulation of cell cycle G1/S phase transition; regulation of TOR signaling
Cellular component (GO): cytosol; mitotic spindle pole
Source: RefSeq, a predicted model, not a curated record
AUGGCCAACUCGUCGCAGUGGCUGGAGGAGGGCGGGCGCUGGCCGCCGCCGGCCGGCCCGUACAGCGAGGCGCAGCGCCUGGCGCUGGAGGAGCUGGUGGCGGGCGGCCCCGAGGCGCUGCGGGCUUUCCUGCGGCGGGAGCGGCUGCCCCCGUUCCUGUCGGAGCCCGAGGUGCAGGACAUCGCGCCCGCGCUGCCGCCCGCCGCGGGCCCGGAGCCGGCGGCACAGUCCUCGCCCGGCGCCUCGCUCGACGCCUCCCGCUCACCUACUUCCCCGAGCGCUCCGGACCUGGAGCCGCCGGCGCUGGAGCUGGGCUGGCCGGGCUUCGCCAGCGGCGCCUUCCGCGGGCUGACGCGGGUGGAGGCGCAUUUCCAGCCCGGCUUCGGGGACAGCGGCAGCAUCUACGGCUGCAAGGAGGCGGUGCGGCGGCAGAUCCGCUCCGCGCGGCAGGUGAUUGCCUUGGUUAUGGAUUCCUUCACAGAUACUGAUAUCUUCAAAGACUUCAUGGAAGCUUGUCGUCAGCGGCAAGUUAAAGUGUAUAUCCUGCUAGAUCAGUCUUCAUUUUCCCACUUUCUGAAAAUGUGCAAGGAUCUGGGAGUUGACCUUGAACAGGAAAAGUUGAUGAGAGUUAGAAUUAUCACUGGGAACACAUACUGCACCAGGUCAGGAACCAAAAUUAUUGGAAAAGUCCGUGAAAAAUUCAUGUUAAUUGAUGGCAUCAGAGUGACGACAGGCUCCUACAGUUUUACAUGGACAGAUGGGAAGCUGAACAGCAGUAACAUUUUGAUCCUGUCAGGCCCUGCAGUUGCACACUUUGACCUGGAAUUUCAGAUUCUCCAUGCACGGUCAAAACCUAUCAGCCUCAAAGAGUUAUCCAGCUGCAAGAAGAACAAGGUGUUGGACCAGCUGGUCAGGAUAACAGUGGCUUCCAGAGACAUGACCAGGGAAAACUUCCUGAGAAUGGAUUUUUUGUAUCUGAGAGCAUUUGUGGGAAAUCUGAAGAGGAAGCGAAGCGGGCUGCAUGCCUCGAGGGAGGCAGUGUACGUGCCAAACAAUGCCAUGCACACCUCCCCUCCGCUGACUAAGAGGAAUGGCUCUCUGGUUAUGAGGCCACACUGGAUCAUAGAGAGAUGAACUGCACAUCUGUGCAGGGCGAGAAGCAGAACUUUAGGAACCACAUCCAGCUGUCCCUGUCCAGCGCUGUCUUACAGUGUGUUUGUGAGAGCAGCUGAGAAACAAACUUCAAAGGGAGAGAAAGUGAAACUGGAAUUGUGAUUUUGUUUGAAGACAGAUCAGUAUAAAGCCGUUAUUGUCUUCUAGUAUUCUGUUAGAUUUUCAUUUUUCAUGUUUUGAGCUGAUGGGUUGGCAGUGUCUUAGCUCAGUUGCUCAACCCUUUUUCUUUUAAGGAAUCUAGGUAUCAAAAAUCAUAUUGCCUAAAAGUCUUCCAAACAUGAAAGCAGGAUAAGUGACUCUGAAAUCAGUCUAAGCUUAGUCUUGGUUGCAUGAGCUCUCCACCAUUUCAUGACCCAGAACUGGAGUAACCCUAAUCUAGAAACCAGUAGGUCAGUACCACACUACUAGUCCUCAAAUGUUACAUUUUCUUCACAUGAAGCUCUGCUGGGAGGCAGAACGAGUUAAUGUGUCAGGCAAACAAGGCUUUUGUAGUGACUGAAUUUCAAGUGACCUUUGUAUUAUAAUGUAUUUGGAUUGUUGGACAUCAUGCAAUAAAUGUGUGCAAGGGAUAGUAUUCCUAAGGACCUACUAUGUUUGUAGUAGAGACAAAUGAGACCAAUCUCUUAGCAUUUCCAGGCAUACUUUUUGGGUUCUUUAUGGUUGCUGCUGCUGUCUGAUCUUGUGGGAAAAGCUGAGUAGAUCUGAAAUCUCUGAAGCUGCUGCAUCUUCUCAAAAGCUCUACUUCCACCAGAAAUGCAAUGAUAUGAGACUCAGCAAUAGAAUAAUUUAUUUUUAAAGUUUCAUGCAAGCUUGAUUACUAUUAUUUUUUUUAAAUCCGUCAAUUUC